Messenger RNA from Podarcis lilfordi (Lilford's wall lizard), 11405 nucleotides. The record is from the annotation of a GenBank genome assembly. NCBI's taxonomy places the organism in Eukaryota, Metazoa, Chordata, Lepidosauria, Squamata, Lacertidae.
GCCGGCGCAGCUUGGAGGAAGGGGCCACCCAUUGUGAGCCAAGAGGCCGCGAGUGCGCGUGCGCCGGCCUGAAGAGGGUUCGCGAUGGCGGCCGCGGGCGGCCCUGAGGCGACCGCGUCGUCGGGGCCCUCGGAGGCGGCGUCGGCGGCCGGCGUCGCCGUGGCGGCCUCGUCGUCGUCGUCGUCGCCGGCCGUGGCCCCCGUGGUGGUGCAGCGCGAGCCGGUGUACAACUGGCAGGCCACGAAGCGGUCUCUCCGGGAGCGCUUCGCCUUCCUCUUCGCCAACGAGCUGCUGAGCGACGUGCGCUUCGUGGUGGGCAAAGGCGGGCCGAGGGCCGGAGGAGGCGCGCCCGGGCCGGGCCAGCAACGCAUCCCCGCGCACCGCUUCGUCCUAGCCGCCGGCAGCGCCGUCUUCGACGCCAUGUUCAACGGCGGCAUGGCCACCACCUCGGCCGAGAUCGAGCUGCCCGACGUGGAGCCCGCCGCUUUCCUCGCCCUGCUCAGGUCCGUCGAGGAGGGAGGAGGAGGAGGAGGAAGGAAGGGUGGGUCGCGACGGCGGUGGCUGCUGGAUAUAUGCUCCGUGCACGAGGCAUUGUCAAGAUGUGGCCGCGUCCACACCAUCCUUCGAAGCGCUAUGAUACCGCUUUAAAAACAGUCCUUGGGCUUCUCCCCAAGGAAUUGUGGGGCUGUAAUUUGUUAAGGGUGCUGAGAGCUCUUGGGAGACCCCCCCCUUUCCAUCAGCUGGAUAGCUCAGUGGGUUAGAGGUAAAAGGUAAAGGAUCCCUGGACGGUUAAGUCCAGUCAAAGCCGACUAUGGGGUUGUGGCGCUCAUCUCGCUUUCAGGGCGAGGGAGCUGGCGUUUGUCCACAGACAGCUUUCUGGGACAUGUGGCCAGCAGGACUGAACCGUUUCUGGCACAAUGGAACACCGUGAGGGAAACCAGAGCGCAUGGAAACGCCGUUCAUGUUCCCGCCACAGUGGUACCUAUUUAUCUGCUUGCACUGACGUGCUUUCAAACUGCUAGGUUGGCAGGAGCUGGGACAACAGAGUAACCGGAGCUCACCCUGUCGUUGGGAUUCGAACCGCCGACUUUCUGAUCGGCAAACCCAAGAGGCUCAGUGGUUUAGACCACAGCGCCACCCACAUCCCUAGUGGGUCAGAGCAUGGUGCUGACAAGGUCGUAGGUUCGCUCCCUGUGUGGGGUGGCUGCAUAUUCCUGCAUUGCUGGGGGUUGGACUAGAUGAUGAUGAUAAUAAAUUUAUUAUUUAUACCCUGCUCUUCUGGCUGGGUUUCCCCAGCCACUGAGCGGCUCCCAACAGCAUAUUAAAAACACGAUCAAACAGGGUCCCUUCCAACUCUAUGAUUCUAUGAUUCUAUUCCCCUCCCAGAGGUGCAGUUCCCAGAGUUGUUGGGGGAUUGUAGUUCUGGAAAAGGAAUAGGUAGGUCUGCUAACAAGACUCAGUGCCCUUAACAAACUACAGUUCCCAGGAUUCUUCAUGAGGGGAGCCAUGGCCGUUUAAAGUGGCAUAGUGCUUUAAAUUUAUGGUGUGGGUGUUGCCUUAGGUGGCUAUAAAAAUGGGGUUGGGCAGCCAGUUGUUUGUGGCUAGCAUGAUGGCUAUGUUUCCCAGUAUUGGACACAGUAUGCUUCUGACUACCAGUUUGCGAGGAACAACAAUGGGAGAAGGCUAUUAAUUCAGUAGGACCCUUUUCAUGUUAUGGUGCUAAAUUUAUAUUUUAUAGUAUUUUACACCUGUAAAAAUAAAUAGUAUGUUUUAUUGAAUAAUUUAUAUUUGUUCAUAGUUAUUUUAUAUAGACAUUUACAUCCCAACUUGCUUGUGGCUAUGCAGUUCUUAGAGUAUAAUCAACAAAAGUAGCUGGACUGCCAUAAGCUAUACCAUACCAUAUACCUCCUAUACCAUAAGUAUAGGAGGGAGUGGAAACUGUCCUUUCUACAGCAGCAUUUUAAGAAAACAAGAACCAUCCUAUUGGAUCAGACCGGAGGACCAACUUGUCCAGCAUCCUGUUUUCCGCAUUGGCCAACCAACUGCUUAUGGGACAACAACUAACAUUCAGAUGCAUACCUCCUCUGAUACUUGAAGGAAUAUACAGCUAUCAUAACUUGUAAGCUAUUACCCUUAAUGAAUUUGUCUACUUCCCCAUUUAAAGCCAUCUAAGUUGGUGGCCCUAACCAUAUUCUAAGGUAGCUAAUUCCAUAGUUUAACUUUCUGCAUAUAUUUUUCUAAGCUGGAUGUGAUGGACGGGUUUUUCUUCCUCUGACAGCUUGCUUGAUUCGUAUUAUUGGGUGCCAAAGAGGGAUAGAGUCUUCCAUCCCAUCUCUGUCACUGCACUUGGAACUCCUUGUCACCUGUGACCAUCAAGGGACCGCUUAAAUUCAAGACUGACGUAUAAAUCAAUGUUAUGAAUAAACAAAUGUAACCUGGUCUGUGGAAUGUGACCUUGGAGGCUGUGGCACAGAUCUUGAUUUCCUGAAAGACCCACUGGUCAGUGGCUUAGUGAGGGAAGAUUUGAACCAGGGGCUUACUGUGUUGGGUUUUGCUUCACUUAAUUAUGCCAGUUAUGGCAAUCCUGGAAUUGCUUCUUCCAGGUAUUGUGUAAAAAGUCGUGCUGCACAAGAUUUAGUGUACACUCCCUCUGUGAGUGCAUUGGUAGAUCUAUUGGUGAAGUCUCACUCCCUGUUUGGAGGACAUGGAUAGAGGUCUUGUGGUGUCAAGCAACUGGCAGUGCUUGUUCUCUGCACAAGAUGGUAUUGCAAUCUUGAGUUUUUUCUUUUGCACGGCAGAGAGAAUUGUCUAGUGCCUGACCUUUUAUGUUAACUCCUCAUUCAAACCAGUUAUUGCGGAUCAGAGUUUUGGUGUGGAUUUUGAAUAGACUAUAGAUUUGGGUGUGGAGAUGCUGCUGUGGCGUGUAUGAUCUGGAAGAUGCAGCCUAAGAGCCCAAGAUGAAAAUAGUUGGAAGUCAAAAUACUUGAAUCUGAGUUUAUAUCUGGUCAGUAACAAAGAAGCUCUAAACCAUUCUUCUAGGAAUGUAGUAUUUCUGGUUUGUUUUUGCAUCGUAAGGCAAUCUCUGACCUUUCAGGUUUGUAAAGCUGCUGACUUUCUGCAGAUAGUCAAGAUUGUCCGUUAAUAUUUGGGGUAGGAUUGCCUGUCAUAUGCUGUAGAACCAGCUCUGCAGAACAAAGGAUAUUAGGAUCUUGAGUGACUUUCAGCUCAGUGCUAUGUGUAUGUACUUCAAAGUAAGUUCAGUGGGCCUUUCAUGUUAUAAAGGGUGGCUGCCUUAACUGUCAUCAAGCACUGUUCUCAUAACUUGCUCUUCUUUGAUUCCUAGGUUUUUGUAUUCAGAUGAAGUUCAGAUUGGUCCCGAAACCGUUAUGACCACUCUCUACACAGCCAAAAAGUACGCUGUCCCAGCCUUAGAAGCUCAUUGUGUUGAAUUUCUCACUAAGCACCUUCGGGCAGACAAUGCCUUUAUGCUGCUUACUCAGGUAACCUGCUGACUUGCAUACUUAAUGAGCUAACUGGAAAUAUGUGUCUGUUACUUCCCUAAUUGUGUAGAUCUGAGCACAUCUUACUUAGAAACAUGUACGCAGUAAAGCAGUUGUGAAUGAUGCUGGAAUAUGGAAAUUAUGAUAACUCACACAUUUGAGUAAGGCUUCCUGCUCAUGAUCCUGAUUCAGCCUGUGUGUGUGUGUUGUGAACAACACUGUGGAAAGACAAAUUGCUUAGCAUUCAGGCCUGUUUUAUAAAUACAGCAUGAGCUAGUGAUCAGUUGUUAAGUUUUUCAUCUUUUGUUAUUGGAAGAAAAUGGCGUGAAGCUUGGUGGUUUCUGAUAUUCAGUGUUAUCAGCCUCUGGUGUAUCAGAAUCAAAUUCAUCCUCCUAUAACCUAUACGAGUUACAAUGUUUAACAGUUCUUAAAGAUUGGUGCCUAUCAGGCACUGUUCCAUUAGACUCACUGAAAAUUAAGCAUUCAUAGGAUUCUGUGUAUGCCCCAGAGCUAGUUCAGAAACACUUCUAACUGCAGUGAAGACCUGGGAGCCGGUAGGGAAAUCUUUUCUACCUUAAUUGUGACUAUUUUUCCCCACCACCCACAGUUAAGGCUGCUUAGGGUAACCAGUUGCUAAGGGGUUGAAGCCAGCUCAUAACCAAGAUUUUAAACUGGUAUUAAAUGGGAACCCUUAUUAGUCAUGCUUUGUGUCACUGUUGAUAGAAGUAAGGCAAGCAAGGAUUGAAGGUAGCAAAUGGAGUUUUGUUUACAAAACAUAUUAAUGUUGGGAGCAGCAGUGUGAAAUUAAGGUUGGUUUUGUAGAAAUUGUUUUUUGUUAUUUUAUGUUGGAAACUGUUUCAAUUAGCUGUCAAGCCUAUCCUGCAAUACAGAAUUUGCAAAAUAAUUCUAAGUAAAUCUCUCUUGCAUAGGCUCGUUUAUUUGAUGAACCACAACUAGCUAGUCUCUGUCUUGACACAAUAGACAAAAGUACUAUGGAUGCAAUAAGUGCAGAAGGGUUCACAGAUAUUGAUAUAGGUAAGUAGCCCUCUAACCAUUUAUGUUCUUUUUGAAGGACUAGGCUGAGAACUUAACUGAUAGUAUUUUUGCUAUCCCUUCUCACAUGUUGAUCUAAAAAGAUCCACAUUCUUUGUUAAUGGGUGAUUUUAGUUGGGCAUUUAACUUUCCAAGCUAGCCUGAUUGUCUUGACCAUUUUAGGGGAGAUUAGUACUAGAUUUUGCACUCCAACUGAAUGCACAUUCCCACUGAGUUUCUUUUUAAUUAGGUCCUAUGUAAUCUGUGUGCGGGGGAUUAUUAUUUUUGUUUGUUAUUAUGAUGUGCAUUUUUUUGUUUUAUAUUGUAAACUGCCCUGUAAUCUUCAGAUGAAGGACAGCACAGUUUUUUUAAAAAGUUUGUGUCAACUAUAUUGUCAAAUUAAUUUAAGGAGUAUAGGCUGAGAAAGCUAGUUUAUGUAGUAACUUUAAAAGGCAUUCAAUAGCACUGAAUUUUCUGGGCAGAAGUGGGGAGGGGAUGGAGUCCUCAGUUUGCAAGUAACUUGAUUCUUCUUCUUCAGACACUUUGUGUGCAGUAUUGGAAAGAGACACACUAAGUAUUCGUGAAAGUAGACUUUUUGGAGCUGUUGUUCGCUGGGCUGAAGCAGAAUGUCAAAGACAGCAAUUGCCCGUCACAUCUGCCAAUAAGCAGAAAGUGCUUGGCAAAGCCCUCUCCUUAAUCCGCUUUCCACUGAUGACUAUUGAAGAGUUUGCAGCAGGUAACUGUAUGGCUGGCUUCAUUGUUGCAAAAAGUGAAAGGUUCUCUAUGUUUUUAGAUAUAAUGUCUAAAAUAUGUGCUAAGGUUCCAGUUCUAUUGGCCCUUUUACUAGAGAUUAAAUCAUCUGUGUUUAACAACAUGGUCAUUGGUGCGAGAAAAGUAGCAAGAAAACAAUACAGUAUAUUUUGUUUGCUCAGAAAUCUGACUUUUUUGUAUUUUUGUGAUGCUCUUGCAGCUUGAUCCAGUGAUGUUUAUGUUGAAAUAAGCCUUGUUGAUCUCAAUAAGACCUGCUUCUCAGAAAAUCUGCAUAAGACUGCAGCUUUAUUCUCCAUAUUUUGUUAAAUCAUAUUUGUAAUGUUGCUCAUUCAUUUUUUGUUUAAUCCCUGCAGUUAAGAUGUUAGCUGCCAAUAAUGAGAAUUGCCUAUGGGAACAGUUAUCCUCAAUUAAUUUAAUCAUUUUUUAUAGUGGAAGACAAAAUUUGUGCCUCAUUGACAGGCUGUCUGCUUUCAAAAAUGGGAAGGGUCUCUUGUAGGAUGGAAAGCAAAUGUGUGCGAUACAUCCUGCAGUAGUUAGAUCCUGUAAAAAAAUGGAAAGUAGCUUGCACUAAAAGAUACAAACCAUCCACAGAUAAUGGCUUAUUUACCUGGGAGCAAGUCUCAUUGAACUCUCUGGAACUUACUUCUUUUACGAGACAAUUUAGUCAUGUCAGAGGUUGAACAUUGGAUGAAGCACUUAAAAACAAAUCUGUUGGCUUCAUAUGUUGUUUUCACUUGGGAUAUUUGCCUUAGGCACAACAAAAGACCAUAAUUAUGAUGUUUCAGUUUUUUAAAAAUUACGAUGUUUCAGGGUUGUUGUUGUUUUUAAAAAACACCUUGCAUUUAAAUUUACAUGUAUUUAAUUUUGUAUAUUGUAAUAACUUUGUGUUUUAUAUUUCUGAUUUAACUGGUUGAGAAUCAUAUAUAAAACUAAACACCUGGUUUUACCUGUUUCACAAGUCACGCUGCUAAAAUGGUUCUUUUGUGUGUGUGUGUGUCUGCAAUAUACAAACCAGUUAAACCAGAAUAAUUAAGUGUUUCAUCCUGUUUAAGUCUAUUGCCAAUGGCAAAUUUGGCAGCGUGAACACAGAUCUAUAGACCAUAUAUCAUGGAAAAUAAUCACUCAUAAUACAAAUCUUAAUUGCCAAAGUACUACUAGUACAAAUAGUUCUCAAGUCUAACCUGUGUGUUGUGGAAGAAGUCUUAUUCAGUAAAGCUACUGUGGCUAACACAACAUAUUUCAGACUAGCUGAGGUGGACAUUCAAACCUUUUAUCCCAAUGCUUAUAUUAAUUUUAUCUUAAAAAACAUUAGAGCUUAUGCUAGCAGAUAACAAGCUUGAUUCACAAGCUAUUUUUUGGUUGGAGUAUUUGGAUCUUAUCAGCCUUCUCUUGAAGCAUGUUGGUCUUUCUCCGUUUAUAGCCUGGAUUAGUUAAUCCAAGUUAAAACAGCUACAACCUAGUAGUGGGAUUGCUGUAAAAAAAUAGGCUUAUAAAGUAAUAGUUGCCUCAAGAACAUUUCUCAGUCGGCCUCCUAGUAUAUAGAAUAUAUUCAGCUCAGUUGCACUGCCUUUUUUUCCAGGUCCUGCUCAGUCUGGAAUUUUGUCAGAUCGGGAAGUAGUAAAUCUCUUUCUGCAUUUUACAGUCAACCCUAAGCCUAGAGUUGACUAUAUUGACCGACCAAGAUGCUGUCUUAGAGGAAAGGAAUGCAGCAUAAAUAGAUUCCAGCAAGUGGAGAGCCGCUGGGGUUACAGUGGAACAAGUGACAGGAUCAGGUAUUGGUGCAUUUUCAGGGGAACUCGUGUGAUUAGCCUAUCACAAUUAGGAGAAACCUUCCAAAAUAUUAUUGCUCAGUUAGCAACUUAGUAGGCAUGUAUUUUCCCUGGCAUCAUAGACACAUUAAAGAAGAAAGCAUGGCUAAGGAUGCUUGUUCUGCUGUUUGGCUUUUCACACAGGAUUGGAUAACUCAUGUAGGGAAUCAUAUGGCAGCACAUUGAUGCUCAAAUAAACACACUUUGGGCUAUGACAUGGAAGGUUUCUCUUGUGGCUUUGGGAUUGCAUGGAGACUAGGUAAAAGAUGCACUGUUCUGCCUAUAAUAAAUGUUCUUCUUAAUGGGUGUCAACACUGGCUGAUAGGUUUGGGGUCAAAUUCAUUAAGGCUGUGUGCAUGUAGUUUCAUUGGCCCUUAGUCCGAUUCAAUAGAUGCUCAGUUUGUUCAAUAUAUAUUUACUUGAUGGAGGCUGGGAUCGAAAGAGCUACUAGGGGAAACAUUUUUUUGCUUUGUAAGCUGAUGAGCCUACCCUGCAAAAUACCAUGCCACAAGCAGCUGUUGAAAGUAGUAGUAGUAAUAGUAGUAGUAGUAGUAAUAAUAAUAAUAAUAAUAAUAAAUUUUAUUUAUAUCCUGCCCUCCCCAACCGAAGCCGGGCUCAGAGCGGCUAACAACAAUAAAAUAGUACAACAUUCUAAAAUCAUUACAUUAUAAAAGUAAUUCAAAUCAAAUUGAAUGGCAACCAUUGAGCCAAAGUUCUGUGAAGAUUGCCAAAGGAGGGAGUCAGGCUGUGCCCUAAGUUUCAAAAGCAGCUUACCAUGUGGCAUGGGUGGCUGCUGUUUAAAAAGGAAAAAGAAAACCCAGUGCCUCUUUUGGGUGCCUAGAACUGGUUAUACAGCUCUCUGAAUCCUGGUCCAGGUGCUUACAAAAACACAGGGAGGUCUUCUUCAGAAGAGACUGCUUGAAGCUUAAUGUUCAGCACACUAUGCAUGCUGUUGCACCAUAUGCUCUUGUGUGUUGACUUGUAGUAUUUCACUAAAGAUAAUGGGCAUCAGUUAAAUAAUACUUGUAUAAAAGAGCAUUAAAAGAAGGGCCAAAGCUUCUAACAUUUAGGCAAGUUCAAGAGGUUGCUUACAAUACCAGGUUAAGUACUGUGAGAUGGGAUGUUUUUGUCCUUUUUAUUAUUAUUGUUCCAGUGUUGAUUUUGUUAAUUUGUAUUUGGAGGAGUUGGUUUUAUACAGACAAAUUACUAUUAGAAAUAUUGUUUAAAUGUUUGUGUAAGUACCUUGGGUAUUGUUUUGAGAAAGGAGUCUAAGAAAUGUAAAUAAUAAUGAUAGCAGACAUUGGAAUAAAACAACUCCUGAAUUGAAUCACUAAACCCUCCCCCCCCCAACUGAUAAAACUACUAGCAGCAAAUCAAAUAGUUCCUAUUUUUCUUUUUAAAGUAGUCUAUACCCUCUCAAUCCCUGAUGAAAUAAGCAUUUUAACUUCAUUUUCAGAAGAUGAGAACAGAACUGACUUCACAAGUCUUUCUGGGAAGGGGAUUCAUAAGGGGAGGGAGUCCUGCUGAGGGAAUUAUGCCCCUUGCCCCUAUUUGUCAGACAAACAGAAGCCUGAGUGAUCUUUUCUGGAGAUCUUGGUGUAUGAUGAAGCUGGUGAGGGAGAAGAAAAUCUGUUAGGUAAAUAUGGUCUUGUUUGACAGUAGUUUGGCAUAGGUAUGUUUUUAAGGAUGUGGCAGAACUGGAAUUUGUACACUUCUAGCUUAUUCCAGUGCAAAAUAAAGGUAGAAACAACUGUAGUUUAGGAACCCAACCCUUAUUUGGAAAUUUUAACACUAGUCAAUUACAUUUUUCUCUCCAUAUUUCAAAUACAUUUACUUCCCUCUAUUGUCUAUGGGGUCACGAAGAGUCGAACACAACUAAACCACUAAACAACAACAACAACAAAUUCUUUAUUUUCUCUUUUUAAGGUUCACUGUUAAUAGAAGGAUUUCGAUAGUGGGAUUUGGAUUGUAUGGAUCUAUUCAUGGACCCACAGAUUACCAAGUUAAUAUACAGGUACCAUCAUGCUUUCUACGUGCUUAAUGAGUUACACAUUUUCCUUAGACACCAAAAUGUGUAAAUAGUUCAUUAAUUUAACUAAAUUGGCCAGGGAUAGUCUGUUCAGAGUUGCAUCAUUUUGGUAUAUUGGAUCAGUAGAUUACUGAGGCAGGGUUUCUUACUUAUGGUCCCAUGGAACUAGCUUUCCAUUCAAACUUGCCAUGUUUGAACUUGCUUGUGGAAUACACCCACCCACAUUGAGUAUUGCUACCUUGGUAUAUGUGGAGUGUUUCAAGGGGACUACUACCUAAAUUACUGAACUCUGUGUGAAUUACGUUUUCAGAUCUUCUGUUAAGGUACUACAGGGCUUAUGAAGAAAAAAAUAUGCUUGGCAAAAAAUUAUGUAUGCCAGUACUUGCAUAAAUAGUUAUCAAGAAAUCCAGAAUAUUUUAAUGGAUGACUUUCAAAAGCACUUAUUAUUAUCAUUAUCAUCAUCAUCUUAUCAUAAUUAUUUAUUAAAUUUGUAUACCACCCUUCCUCCAUAGAUGUCAGGGUGGUGCACAACAUAAAAUUACAAUAUGUAAACCACAUAACAGAUAGUAAAAAUAAGAACAGCAACAAACCAAUAAUCUCCCACAACACAUUGACAGGGGUAUUGGAUGUCAAACAGCCGAAGGCCUGGUUGAAAAGGAAUAUUUUCACCUGACGCCUAAAGGUGUAUAAUGAGGGCGCCAGCUGAACCUCCCUGGAAAGAACAUUCCACAAAUGAGGAGCCACCAUAGAAAUUUAGACAAAUCUGAGUGGGGAAGGCAUUCUAAAGACAGAGCAAAACCCCUUUUGUCUUACCUAUGACAGAAGGAGCAUCUGAGGAAGAGCUUCUGAAGUUGGUUUUGAUUGCUUUGAACUAUGCCCUGAAACAAACUAUUAGUAUAGGUCUUGUAUUAGAUUGUGUAUUAAUUACAGGUGCCAAUUAGAGCCCCAAUUUAUGCAUUAUGGGUUGUGAAAGCUUUGCUUGUUGAAGCCCCAAGCUGUGGUUUCAGUUUCAGCCAGAAGCUGGAAGAGUGAAACAGGUUCGAGGGGCAAAAAUCAGGUUCUGGUCAUCUUAAUAAAAUGUGUAGUGGUUUCUAAAACAAAAAAAACCACAGGGUGUUUUCUGUUUUAUUUCUUGCCAUGCUGUCUUACUGCAGAUAAUUGAAUAUGAGAAAAAUCAGACGCUAGGGCAGAAUGACACUGGAUUUAGCUGUGACGGAACUGCCAAUACUUUCAGAGUGAUGUUCAAAGAACCUAUAGAGAUUCUGCCAACUGUGUGUUACACUGCUUGUGCAACCCUAAAAGUAAGAUAUUCUCAAUUAUUUUGUAAAUAUUUUAAACAUGAGCGAUGAGAAAAACUGGACUGUAUGUAUUGAUUAUGUGUGGCUUAUAUAAUAUAAGCGUCUUCAUUACUAAAACUAGUAUCUCUGCUGUAGCAUAUAUUUCCUGGUAUUGUAAUUCUUUGCCACUAAUUUACUUUACUGCUUACUUUAUAAAGUAUUGUAAAGAAGAAGGAAAUAAACUUACCUUGUUAUUAUUCUUUAGGGCCCAGAUUCUCAUUAUGGCACAAAGGGAUUGAAGAAAGUAAUCCACGAGUCCCCCACUUCAAGCAAAACGUGCUUUUUCUUUUUUAGUUCACCGGGUAACAACAAUGGUACAUCAAUAGAAGAUGGGCAAAUACCAGAAAUAAUAUUUUAUACGUAACUUCAAAUAACUGAGAAGUAAAACUUUGCAUUGACUCUUGAUAAAAAGGACAGAUGGAAGAUACAGAAUACUGUGAAGCAUUGUAAAUACAUAAUCUCGGAUGUGUUAUGAUGAUACUGAAGUAUUGUACAUGGAAGGUACUAAAACCUAGUAUUCACUACUUCCAGUGGCAGUAUGCAGCCAAAUUGUUCUUGAACUAAAAUAUUCUUACCUGUACAUAAGUAUUUAACUUGAUCACUUUAAAUAUACUGCCAUCAUUACCUGAAAGCUGGAGCAGAAUAUUUGUAUUUUUUUCCUGAAAUAUACAUGUUGCAAAUGAUAUAUCAUUUGUGGAUGGUAUGAUUGCAUUCCUGCACAAUACACCACUUGCAUUCUUAAAACUGAACACUUACGAAGAGAAGCCGAAUUAAGGUUGAUACAAAUUGCCUCUGUAAUUGUACUCAGUACAGUGUACAUAAAAUUAAAUCUGUUUUGCUGUUUUGCUGGGGAAAUAUUAUUCAGAAGUCAGUUGUAUGAAGCUAUCCUUGAAAUAAAGUGAAGAGUGGAAGCAAUUUUGUAUAGUCC